Messenger RNA from Xiphophorus hellerii (green swordtail), 3585 nucleotides. It is a transcript of the gene ghdc, whose product is annotated as GH3 domain containing. The coding region runs from base 141 to 2033 and encodes 630 amino acids. The record is from RefSeq and is a predicted model, not a curated record. Gene Ontology annotation, molecular function: acid-amino acid ligase activity. Gene Ontology annotation, cellular component: cytoplasm. Lineage: Eukaryota; Metazoa; Chordata; Actinopteri; Cyprinodontiformes; Poeciliidae. The transcript is spliced from 11 exons.
UCAGCCAAACACGGAAGACUUUCGCACUGAUGCUAAAGUUGAAGAAAAAGCCCACACCUCCUGGAAACAAAUGCAGACUGAACGUUGUUUUCGUUUACUUUAAUUAAAAAGAGGAGAAUCCGAUUAUUUUUGUUGGACUUAUGGGUUGCUCAUGGAUUAGCGUCGCAGUUCCGCUUUGUUUUGCAGUUUUCUCCGUAGCUGUCGCCAUUAAUGGGCAAUCCCUGGCCAUGCCGCCCCCUCUGCCCACUGCCGCCGGUGUCCUCUCUUUGGCCGGGAUGGCGCUGCUUUGGAGGGACAUUAGCUCGAAGGUGAAGGGUGAUAAGCGGACGCUGGGCAGCCUGUUGAGCCAGUAUGUGGCGGUGAAGGCUGUGGGCUGGCUUGGCAGGCAGCAGCGAAAGAAACUAGAAGCCGAUACGCUCAAGGUGAAGCAGGUCCAGGAGGAGACGCUGCUGAAGAGACUCCGGAAAAAUUCGGACACUUUCUAUGGAAGAAAGUAUGACUUCCGCUCUAUUGAAGACGCUGCUGGUUUCCGAGCCCGUCACCCCAUCACCACAUACGGCGACUACCGGGAAUUUAUCGAACGCAUUGCAGCUGGAGAAGAGAAGGUAAUUAUUGCUGAGCAGCCGCUGAUUCUGGCCAUGACCUCUGGGACGUCGGGACCGAGCGCCAUGUUGCUCAGCACCAAGGACACAAACACAGACUUCUUCCUGCAGGGGGUGACUGUUUGUCUAGAGGCCCUGCGGAAGGCUUUUCCCGAGUCCGACAGCCUUCAGCGCACCACCAAAUUCUUCUACACUCCCACAUUUCGCCAAUCAGAGGCAGGAAUUUCUAUCGGACCUAAUUCCUCCACACCCGCCUCGUCUCGCUACAUCCUCAACCUCUAUACGACUCCAGCUCCUGCCUUUGAGGUUCCCAGUGAGAAGGACACUUUAUACCUGCACCUACUGUUUGCGCUGAAAGAUCCCAGUGUGGGAACGUUGGAGUCCAACUUUGCCUCUACAGUCUUCUAUGCUUUCACUGCUCUUCAGGAGCGCUGGCAGGAGCUGGUGGAGGACGUGGAGCGAGGGUCGAUCAGCAGGGCCUUGACCCUGGAGCCCAAAGUGAGGAGCAGACUGGAGGCUCUAAUGAAGCCAGAUGCAGAGAGGGCUGCCCAGCUGAGGGCCCACUUCCAGGAGGGCUUUGGGGGGAUCGCCAAGCGCCUGUGGCCUCACCUGAACCUGGUGCUGGCAGUGGACUCUGGCUCCAAUCAGAUCUACGGGGAAAUGUUGAGGGAGCAUUACUGCAGAGGAGUGCCUUUCUAUUCACCCUUCUACGCUGCUACGGAGGGUCUGAUAGGGGUGAACCUGUGGCCUCAGGAACCAGACAGGCGCUACCUGCUUUGUCCGCGCUCCAUGUUCUGUGAGUUCCUGCCGGAAAGCAGCCUAGAUGAAGAAACCCCCCAAACUCUGCUGAUGGAGGAGGUGAAGGAAGGAGAAAGCUACGAACUCAUCAUCACCAACACUUCAGGCCUUUUCAGAUAUCGUAUCGGAGACAUUGUGAAAGUCGCUGGAUUUCAUAACCAGUGUCCAAUUGUGGAGUUUCAGUACAGACGAGGUCAGAUGCUCAACGUUCGAGGAGAGAAAGUCUCUGAGGCGCUGUUCCUCAGAGCGUUGAAGAACGCAGUCGCUCAGUGGCCCGGAGCUCAGCUAGUCGACUACUCUUGUGCCGAGAGCGGCAUCUUGGGCGAUUCAAUAGGAGGCUCAGAUCCCCAUUACCAAGUGUUUAUAGAGCUAAAAGGAGUGAGGAAUCUAACAGAAGAACAGAGAUAUAAGCUGGACAUUUGUCUCCAGAAGGACUCUGCGGUGUAUAGGUCCUUUCGUAUAAAAGGCAGCAUCGGGCCGAUGAGGGUGCAGCUGGUGUCAGAAGGGGCGUUUAAGGAGCUUCAGAAGAAGAUGAUGGCGUACACGAGCACCUCGGCCAACACUUUCAAAAUGCAUCGCGUGCUCCGACGGAAAGAGUAUGCAGAGUUCCUGCUGGGAAAAACAAUUUCCUGAAGAUGAGACAUGACUCAUGAACAGAAAGGAAGUGAAGUAAUAAGAUUUAAAAAGUGCCUUUGGGAGGAUUUGAACACAAAAAUUACAACAGUUUAUUUAUAUUUUAUGACAAUAAUGUAUUUAGUGUUUUUUAUUCUAUCAUGAUAAAAAGAUUCACAUUCAUUCAUUCAGCUUUACUUAUGUGUUGAGAUUUUUUAAGGACAUCUGCUAUUAUUCAGUAAAUACUGUAUCAAUCAUUACACAGAUCACAUUUUUAUUUCCUAAAAAAAUACUGACAGCCAUUGAAUUGGUUAAACACACAAAAUCUCAAUAAAAUACAGUUAAACUUGUGGCUGUAAUGAGACAAAAUGUGAGAAAUUUGAAGGGGUAUGAAUAGUUUUGCAAGUUUUUGCAUUAAUAUGGUUUCCAACUAGAAAGUCAGUCAUAUGCAGCAUCUGAGUUUGCAUAUGAACAUUAAAUACAUUAAUUUAAGUUCUUAUAGAAACAUUUAAAGCUUAAAGGUGGCAGUUGAAGAUAGCAGACAACAGAUUACACCAGAAACGUUCUACCAUGAGGGCCAAAAUCGUUAAUUUGGAAGUACUUUUAGACCACAAAAAGUAUUUUAUAACAAAUGUUUUAUGACUUAAAAGAAGUUUAUACACUUAUUAUUUAUCUAAAUUUAAAUAAUUGUAGAUUUUUAAAAAAAAGCAUAAAAAAGGUUUUGCACAAUUAGAGUGUCAUAAGACAGGCGCAAAGUUUCUGACAUUUUGGGUUUGAUUAUUUUCUUUUUUUGAGUAAAAGUAGGUGGAUACUUGUGGUUCUAGUUGGACGCCCCUGGAUUACACCACAAUCUCCUUGGUCAGUAAAAAACUGUAAAAAUUAAUAUUGGGAACACGUUAGCAUUGGAUUUUAAACUGUUUAUGCAACUUAAGUGAUUCUACACUAAGUAAAGGAUGUUUCUAAGAUAGAUAACCAGUCCCAAAUAUUUUUCCGUCCUCAUUAAGGUCUGGCUAUAAUAACAUAUAACUCAUAAUCUAACUGAUAUAUUAUUGAUGCAUUAAGCAAACCCAAUUUACCUGACGGUUUUUAUGUUUUUGGUGUCCUAAGCAGCUGCUUGGCUCUCUUAUUCUUUGACUCCAGAGAUUUUAAAUCAUUUCAAUAAACUCCUUCUUUGCCUUUCAGUACCCUUUGCCAGCACUUGGAGGUGCUAGUCAAACAUUUAUGACCUACUGUGGUUUAUUUUAGUUAAACAAUUUGCAAGAGUUUGAAUAUAAAACUAGUCUGUGCCGUCAAAUCCAUGCCAGAAAUGACUUCAGCAAAUUUAAUCCUGUGUCAGUGUGAACUGAAAUGCAUAACACAUGCAGGCGAGAUUUCAUGUAGAAAAACGGGAGCCAUUCAUCCCUUAUAUAAUGAAUUUAAUCAAAUUAAAUGUGAACAGCAGGACUUAUCUGAAACCAAGACGGUUCUCUUUGUUUUUGCUUUUUUGUUUCCUGUGUUGUGCUGUUCCAUGAAAAGUGUUUCUCCUACAAGAGUUCAUAAAGUGGGCUAAUAUUUUUAGUCUCGUCCUAUUUCA